AGCAUUGUGCGUCAUGUACCAGCGCCGGAAGUUGGUCUCGACACCUAGGCUAGCCGGGUUGUAUUUGGAAACGCGGAGUGAGAAGUUUUUCCGUGCUGUGUAGGAGCUAACAAUGGACACCCAGAAGGACGUUCAACCUCCAAAGCAGCAACCAAUGAUAUAUAUCUGUGGAGAGUGUCACACAGAAAAUGAAAUAAAAUCUAGGGAUCCAAUCAGAUGCAGAGAAUGUGGAUACAGAAUAAUGUACAAGAAAAGGACUAAAAGAUUGGUUGUUUUUGAUGCUCGAUGAAUGCUGGGAAUUCAGAGGAAUGUCUUCACUUAUAUUUGGAUUUGUUCUCUUCACAUUUCUGAUUGUUGUAUAGCUUUCGAUUUUGCUUACAGUAGUUCCCCCUUAUCUUCGGGGGAUACAUUCCAAGGCCCUCAGUGAACUCCUGAAACCUCAAAUAGUACCAAACCUUUAUACACUGUUUUUUCUAUAUAUAUAAUACCUAUGAUAAAGUAUAAUGUAUAAAUUAAGCAUAGCAAGAGAUUAAUAAUAAUGUAAUAGAACAAUGAUAACAUACUGUAAUAAAAGUUAUGUGAAUGUGGUUGGUCUCUCUUGCUUUCAAAAUAUCUUCUUGUACAGUACUCACCUAUUUUAGAAUGUGGUUGACUACAGGUAACUGAAACCACAGAAAGAGAAACUUUGGAUGAGGGGGCACUACUGUACUUAGGAAUACAACUAUAUACAUAUGAUUUUAUUUUUAAGACCAUAUUAUGUUUGGGUAUCUACUAAUAUUUUGUAUAAAGCAAUUUUUUGUUCCAUUACAUGACUUUUUGUUUUAUUGUAUAUGUAAUCUGACACACAAUAAAGGGUAAAGUUCCUUCCCCAAACCACACUUUUAAUCAAAACCUAGAAUCAUCUGCAGUCCUUCCUUGUUAAAAAUGCAGGUUUCUAGAACCCUCUGAAGUUCUGAUUAAAUAAAUUUAUUGCAAACCAC
Molecule: messenger RNA, 980 nt
Organism: Pongo pygmaeus (Bornean orangutan)
Lineage: Eukaryota; Metazoa; Chordata; Mammalia; Primates; Hominidae
Gene: POLR2K
Product: RNA polymerase II, I and III subunit K
Exons: 4
Coding region: 113-289 (58 amino acids)
Biological process (GO): DNA-templated transcription
Cellular component (GO): RNA polymerase I complex; RNA polymerase II, core complex; RNA polymerase III complex
Molecular function (GO): zinc ion binding; DNA binding
Source: RefSeq, a predicted model, not a curated record